Messenger RNA from Synchiropus splendidus (mandarinfish), 9389 nucleotides. It is a transcript of the gene myo9aa, whose product is annotated as myosin IXAa. Gene Ontology annotation, biological process: intracellular signal transduction. Gene Ontology annotation, molecular function: protein binding; GTPase activator activity; ATP binding. NCBI's taxonomy places the organism in Eukaryota, Metazoa, Chordata, Actinopteri, Syngnathiformes, Callionymidae. Gene Ontology annotation, cellular component: myosin complex. The transcript is spliced from 45 exons. The record is from RefSeq and is a predicted model, not a curated record. Bases 510 to 8459 code for a protein of 2649 amino acids.
AGAUUGAUCGGACCGUGUUUACGUUAUUUUCUCGACUACCGAUUUUGUAUUUUUCUGGACACCGUCAAUAUUUCUCGUCACUCUGCUCCUCGGAACUGUGAACGCGCAUGUGUGCGCGGCCGCGCUCAUUAGCGAGCCCAGGCGGAAUUCGCAGCGACCGUCACCGAGCCGCGGAGCGACGGCUGAAGUGGAAAGACACCUCAGCUGCAGACAUGAGCCACUUUUCCACUGGAACUGGAAGUUCUUCGGGCUUUUCUCAAGGAUAAGUGCCGGGUGAGCCAGCGACGGACCAUUUAAUUCAGCGGAAAUGCAGGGGAAUUAAAGAGAAUUUCCCCGUGUGGCUCCAAACGCCUCAGCACAGGCUGAGAAGACGAGCUCCGGCUGCCGCUUGACUUCUCCGGCGAUUUACCUCGGCUCGCGAAGUGUUAAUGAUGUGAGUUGGUGGUCUCUGGAGCACAGUAAAGGACGUCCCAGGCCUAGCAGCUGCUAAUGGGAAAUCUUGCUCCACCAUGAGUUUUUGUGAUGGCGUUAGUGGCAUGGGCACUCUGGGUCGGCGCCAGCGCUUUGAGAACUCGGAGUUUACUGUUCGCAUCUACCCUGGAGACCUUGCUGAGGGCACCAUCUACUGCCCGAUCAGCGCACGCAAGACCACCACCGCUGCGGAGGCCAUCGAGCGCGUCAUUGAGCGCCUUCAGCUGGACCGCACAAAGUGCUACGUUCUAGCAGAGGUGAAGGAGUUCGGUGGGGAGGAAUGGAUCUUGAACCCCAGCGACUGUCCUGUACAGAGGAUGAUGCUGUGGCCUCGUGGGGCCCUCGAGCAUCGGUCUGUGUCUGGUGGAGAGGAUUACCGUUUCCUGCUUCGCCUGAAGAACCUGGACGGCUCUAUUCACUAUGGAGGAAGUCUACAAAUGUGGCUGCAGGUCACAGAGGAGCGCAGGCGCAUGGUGGAGCGUGGACUGCUGCCUCAGCCUGAAACCCAAGGUGACCACGCCGAUCUGUGUCACCUACCGGAGCUAAAUGAGCGCUCGCUGCUGGACAACCUGCGCUCACGCUUUCGCCAGGAAAAAAUCUACACUUAUGUCGGAAGCAUUCUCAUUGUCAUCAACCCUUUUAAGUUUUUGCCCAUAUACAAUCCCAAGUAUGUGAAGAUGUAUGAUAAUCAUACACUGGGACAGUUGGAGCCGCAUAUAUACGCUGUGGCGGAUGUGGCUUACCACGCAAUGCUGCAGAGACAAAGGAAUCAAUGUAUCGUUAUAUCUGGAGAGAGUGGAUCUGGCAAGACUCAAAGCACCAACUUUCUCAUCCAUCACCUGACUGCUCUGAGUCAGAAAGGUUUCGCCAGUGGAGUGGAGCAGAUCAUCUUAGGAGCAGGUCCGGUACUGGAGGCUUUUGGGAAUGCCAAGACUGCCCACAAUAACAACUCUAGCCGCUUUGGCAAGUUCAUCCAGGUGAACUACCAGGAGAGUGGAACUGUGAGGGGAGCAUAUGUGGAGAAGUAUCUUUUGGAGAAGUCCAGGCUUGUCUAUCAGGAACACAAUGAGCGAAACUACCACGUGUUUUACUACCUGCUGGCAGGGGCUAGUGAAGAAGAGAGGACAGCCUUUCACCUGAAGAAGCCUGAAGAAUACCAUUACCUCAGUCAGAUGACCUCAACAACACACCAACUGUACUGGAACAGUUACUAUGAGAGUGAGCCGGACUGCUUCACCGUUGAAGGAGAAGAUCUGAAGCAUGACUUUGAGAGGCUCCAGCUUGGGAUGGAAAUGGUGGGCUUUCUACCUGCCACCCGCAAACAGAUUUUUUCUUUGCUCUCUGCCAUUCUUCAUCUGGGAAACAUCCAAUACAAGAGGAAAACAUACAGGGACGACUCUAUUGACAUUUGUAAUCCUGAGAUGCUGCCUGUGGUCUCAGAGCUGCUGGAGGUGAAAGAAGAGACACUGUUUGAAGCCUUAACAACGAGAAAGACCAUCACUGUGGGAGAGAAGCUGAUCGUUCCGUACAAACUUGCUGAGGCUGGAACCGUCCGAGACUCCAUGGCCAAGUCUUUGUACAGUGCCCUAUUUGACUGGAUCGUCUUCAGGAUCAACCACGCUCUGCUCAACAUUAAGGACCUGGAGGAAACGACAAAGAUCCUGUCCAUUGGUGUCCUGGAUAUCUUUGGAUUUGAAGACUAUGAAAACAACAGCUUUGAACAGUUCUGCAUCAACUUUGCAAAUGAGCGACUCCAGCACUACUUCAACCAGCACACCUUCAAACUGGAACAGGAGGAAUACAGGGCGGAGGGCAUCAGCUGGAGGAACAUCGACUACAUAGAUAACACAGCCUGCAUCAACCUGAUCAGUAAAAAACCCACGGCAUUGUUCCACCUUCUGGACGAGGAGUGCAAUUUCCCUCAAGCCUCCAACCAGACCUUAUUGGACAAAUUCAAGAGGCAGCAUGAAGGAAACAGUUACAUCGAGUUUCCUGCUGUCAUGGAGGCUGCUUUCAUCAUCAGACACUAUGCUGGCAAGGUCAAAUAUAGCAUCAAGGACUUCAGGGAGAAGAACACAGACCACAUGCGUCCUGACAUCGUGGCCCUGCUGAAGAGCAGUAAGAAUGCCUUCAUCUGCGGUCUGAUCGGCAUCGACCCGUCUGCUACCUUCCGUUGGGCGGUCCUGCGAGCCUACUUCAGGGCCAUGGUGGCUUUUAGACAAGCUGGCAAAAUGAGCACUCAGAAGAAGACCGGGCAUGAUGAUGCUGCUCCCUGUGCAGUUGUGAAAAGUGUGGAUAGUUUUAGCUUUCUGCAUCACCCCGUGCACCAGAGAAGCUUAGAGAUCCUGCAGAGAUGCAAAGAGGAGAAGCACACUUCAGAUGAGAGCGAUAAUGAAAACGGUGUGCCCAGAAAAAGUCCAAGGACGCCACUGUCUGACCUCCAAGGCAGCAACAAUGAGAGAACUCCACGGGGUUCCCCGAGUCCUGGCUGGAAUGGUCGUGUGGGCCGACAGAGCCGGUUGUCGUCCAGCAGCUCAGUUACAGAUGAGGACAACAUUUUUGUCAACUCCACCAACAGCAAGCUCCUGGAGAGAGCGCACGACAUCAUCAUGAGAAACAAAAACUACAAACACAAGCCAGUGCUGCCGAAGCACUUGCUAAACGUCAAGUCCCUUAAGUACCUGAGCAACCUCACCCUUCACGACCGCAUCACCAAGUCACUGCUUCACCUUCACAAGAAAAAGAAACCUCCCAGUAUCAGUGCACAGUUCCAGGCCUCUCUCAAUAAGCUAAUGGAGACUCUGGGACAGUCCGAGCCUUAUUUCGUCAAGUGCAUCCGUUCGAAUGCUGACAAGCUGCCUUUACGGUUCAAUGAUAACCUGGUGCUUAGGCAGCUGCGGUACACUGGGAUGCUGGAGACUGUGCGCAUCCGACAGUCGGGCUACAACAUCAAGUACAGCUUCAAGGAUUUUGUCCACCACUUCAAUGUGUUGCUGCCUGAGGGCAUUGGUGCUACCAGAGGUGACAUCCAGGACAAUCUGGAUCAGCUCGACCUGGAACCAGAUGACUACCAAGUCGGCAAAACAAUGGUGUUCCUGCGGGAAGUGGCGCGUCAGCGGCUGCAGGCCUUGCUCCACAAAGAAGUUAACAGGCUCAUUGUGAUGCUACAGCAGCGGUUCCGAGCCUUGCUGGAGAGGAAACAGUUUGUCAGGAUGAGAGAGGCGGCGGUUUGUAUCCAGAAAUGGUGGCGUCGACACAGCCACAUGGGUGAAAAAGACGAUCGGGAGUAUAGCAUCAAGCAGGGAGCAGCCGUGUGUAUACAGAGACACUGGCGAGGUUACAGGCAGCGCGAGAGGUUGAAGCUGUGGAACGGUGCUGCGGUGGUCCUCCAGAAAUCCUGGAGGCUAUGGCUCGAUCGGCGCUGCACUGCAGCCCUGGUUAUUCAGGCAGCCUGGCGCUGCCAUCAAGCCAGGGAAUCGUACCUGCGGCUGUACGCUGUCACUCUUCAACUCCAGGCCCUUGUCAGAGGCUUCCUUGCCAGGCGGAGAUUCAAAAGGCUGAAAGAAGAAAAGCUGGAGGAGCAGAAGGAGCAGCAGGAGAAGUUGCUUCAGCUGCAGAAUGAGCCAUCGCCAGAAGAAGGCUUGUCUUCAGGGAGAAUAAUGAGUAAUGAGGAUCUUCGUGACACUAAAGAGCAGAAAAAUACCAAACUUGAAAUGUGGGCGUCUGAGAAGCAACAUCCUGGGAAAGAGGAGCGAUCUUCAUCUGUAAACUCUGAAUCACUCGACUCGGUUUCGGGAGUUGUUGUCCGUGAGAAGAGCCAGACGAACACCCGGUCCAAGAGAGAGAGUCGCAGGAUGCGAGAGUUGGAGCAGGCAAAGUUCAGCCUUGAGCUCCUUAAGGUGCGAGCCCACACUGGUGGGGCAUCGUCUCCCUCUGAAGACAAACGCUGCUCUGUUGAGCUAUUGCCUCCCACGACUCCCCCGCUGUGUUCACCACAGGGAACACCAGACAGCCAGAGCUCCAAGGGCAGUUUUGAGCUUUUAACAACAGACGAGGAGGCUCCUAAAGCUGUGGAGGAGGUGACAGACAGUGAGGACCUUUGCUCCCCUAUUACCUCAGAACCUUCGAUUAUAGAACCUGCCACACAGCUCGAUGAUCUGAAGCAGAUGCUGGUGUCUCAACCUGUCCCACUGUCUGUUAACCAGAGUCGUGCUAAUGUGGAUCUGGCAGCGGCACCAUUCUCAAAUUUGCCCAAAAUUGAAAACUACCUCCCAACGUUUUACGUCCCUGCUAAAGAAAGCACUCCAGUUAUUCCUCGGUCUGUUACUGAAGAACCUCCACAAAGUAUGGAGACAAACCUUCCUACAACUCAUCCUUCGAUAUCAGUGAAACCUGUUAAAGAAAGGCGAGAAUCAAUCCGCCGACCGGUGGUGGUGGUCAUCAGCAUGCAGAAGGAAAUUCCAGUGAGUGAAGAGCAGAGCAGCUUUGUCUCUCCAGCUGUGGCACCCCAAGAUCUGGAACCCCAUGAAGGAGGUCCCUCUGCUCCUCACACUGCGGCUCCUGUUGUCUCUCAAGCUGACCCAGUCGUUCUGGAGAAGCUGCUGAGGCUGAAUGAAGAAAAGGAGGAGAGGCAAAGGAAUCAGCAACAGCAGAAUGAGAGAAACAUGAUGGAGCAGAUUAGACAGCAGAAAGAAGUUUUGGAGCGUCAGCGUCUGCACUUUGCUCAGUUUGAGAGAGACCGCUUUGAGAAGCAGAAGGGAGAAGCUCUGCAGAAGAUACAACAGAGCAGGAUUGCCAGCACUGAAGGUCCUGCAGCUCCUGCCUCGAACAAACCACCUAGACCUAGCUCUUUGUUAAUUGAGAGAAUAUCAGGACAUGUCCCCCACAACAGGACCCAGUCAGAGUCCACUAGCCCACCUCCUGGGUCUGGCCAGAGCAAAGGUCAUCAUACGCAGCCUCCUCCGCCUGCCUCUGCUCCCACAGAGAGACGUAGGGAUCCUAAAACGAGGGCUGAGGGCUGGGCUCCUAAACUGGUCCUGGAGUCCAAGAAUCCAGGAACCUCCAGAGGGACAACUUCCACCAAGAGGACUCAGCUAAGCUUGGGAACCAAAGUUGGCUUGACGGAAAAGUCUGGGAACAUCUUCUUCUCUCCGAAAGACAAAGUGACUUUCACAAAAUUUGAUGGCGAAGUCAUCUCGAAAGAGUCGCCUGCAGUCAGUCCAAAAGACGGACCAGCACCAGUCAUUAAGCUGCCCAGAGGAAAAGCUCGGGAUGUUGGCAGAGCCGGCCAAAAAAAGAAAGCUAGAAUGGCCCGGACCCGCUCCGACUUCCUCACACGAGCCCCCAUCCUCUCAGUCGGGGGUGAUUCAGAUGAGGAUGACUAUGAGGGUCCCAGACAUUACACACUCCCCCUGCCCAAGCAGAGCGCCGUGGAUGCAGACUUAGGAGGGCCCUGUUUCAGUGACUCGGACAUGCCGGCUGAGGAGCAGAAGGGCCUGCACAAAGUCCUGUCGUCUGGAGAUUUGGGGAAAGUUGACUCCAUGAGGAAGAAUUCCCAAGAUGGAAGAGUUCGAGGUAGGAUGCGUUUCUGGGGCAAGACCAAGUAUGGGGAAAAGAAGACUUCCAGAGAAAAGCUGAUAUGUGGAUCUGAUUCCCUGGAUGGGGAAUCUGGAGAAACUGGAAUUUCACUGGGAGACGCAGGUCAGGAGAACAUGUCGCCUCCAUGUAGCCCUGAUCUGACAGUGGAUCGAGAUUUGAAAGACCUCAAGGAGAACAAGAAACCAUCUCCCAAAGUGAAAAGGAGGCGCAGCGUUAAGAUUAGCUAUGUGACGCUGGAGCCGGCUCCGUGGCAGAACGAGUCCAUGCAGAUUCUCACCUGCACCAAUGACUACAGGAGCAUGAAUGACUUCCUCAUGAGGAAGAUCAAUGACUUGGACACUGAGGACAGCAAGAAGGACACCAUGGUCGAUGUUGUGUUUAAAAAGGCUUUGAAGGAGUUUCGACUGAACAUCUUCAACUCUUACUCCACAGCUUUGGCAAUGGAUGAUGGGAAGAGUAUCCGCUACAAAGACCUCUACGCUCUAUUUGAACAAAUCCUGGAGAAGACCAUGCGGCAAGAGCAGAGGGACUGGAGGGAAUCGCCAGUCAAAGUUUGGGUCAACACUUUUAAAGUGUUUCUGGAUGAGUUCAUGAUGGAGAACAAGCCGCUGGACAACACACUCAGCAGGCAGGCGCCAAAACCUGAGCGCAAAAAACGGAGGAAAAAGGACACCGAUGUUGUGGAGGAGCAUAACGGCCACAUCUUCAAGUCCACGCAGUAUAGCAUCCCCACCUUCUGUGAAUAUUGCAUGUCGCUCAUCUGGAUGAUGGAUCGGGCCUGCGUCUGCAAACUGUGCCGAUACGCCUGCCACAGAAAGUGCUGCCAAAAGAUGACCACCAAAUGCAGUAAGAAGUUUGACCCAGAGCUUUCCUCAAGACAGUUUGGUGUCGAGGUCUCUCGCCUGACAAACGAUGAACGAACGGUCCCCCUGGUGGUGGAGAAGCUCAUCAACUAUAUCGAGAUGCAUGGCCUUUACACCGAAGGAAUAUACCGGAAAUCAGGCUCAGCUAAUAAAAUCAGAGAGCUCAAGCAAGGGCUGGACUCAGAUGCAGAGAACAUGAAUUUGGACGACUACAACAUCCACGUCAUUGCAAGUGUUUUCAAGCAGUGGCUGAGGGAUCUGCCCAAUCCGCUGAUGACCUUUGAGCUCUAUGAGGAGUUUGUUCGUGCCAUGGGUUUGCUGGAUAAAAAAGAAACAACCAGAGGAGUGUAUUCGGUAAUCGACCAGCUGAGCCGAACCCAUCUAAAUACCCUGGAGCGGCUUAUUUUCCAUCUUGUCAGAAUCGCUCUGCAAGAGGAAACUAAUCGGAUGUCUGCAAACGCCUUGGCCAUUGUUUUUGCUCCCUGCAUUCUCCGCUGUCCCAACUCCAUCGACCUGAUGCAGAGUGUCCAAGACAUCGGCAAAACCACAGCCUGUGUAGAACUCAUCAUCUGUGAGCAGAUGACCAAGUACAAAAUGCGCCUGAAGGACAUCAACACUCUGGAGUUUGCUGAGAAUAAAGCCAAGUGCAGACUCACACUCAUCAGAAGAUCAAUGAAAAACAUGAAAAAGGGAAAAGGCCACGUCCGACGCCUCAGCUACAACACGCCUUCGUCUCCAGUUAGUCCACGCCUUCCGUCAGUUUCGUCCACGGUGAUUGAAGAGAGCGAAGGGGGCGAUGCGGCAGAAUCUUUGACGGACAUUUCGGAUCACCAGGAAGCAGCCAUGCAGAAGGAAGAGAGAGACUUGGCUGAGCACAUUGAGUACCUGCAGAAAGAGAAAGAGGAGUUGACUUUUGAAAUGUUGACUCUGGAGCCUCGAGCAUCUGACGAUGAGACCUUGGAGUCAGAAGCAUCUAUUGGUACAGCUGACAGCUCCGAAAACCUCAAUGUGGACUCUGAGGGGACCACAUCUGAUUUCUCUGAAAGAGGUCCAGGUAUGAUGUCCCACUGGUCUUUGAGACCCGAUGAUCGGAGUCCCCGCCGCCGCCGCACCCUCAGGAGACAACCGGACUCUGUGGACUCCGUGGACUCCUCCUCCAGCGUUUCCUCCUACUCGUCCUCAUCACACUUCCAGCCGGUUUCCUCGUCCACCAACAGCCAUGUCUUUUGUUUCCACUCCAAGUCUCCGCCCUUAAACUCAGGUGGGGCCCACGGCGUGAGCACAUUGCCGGGGUCUCGCACUAGCAGCAUGGAGAGCAGUCCUGCGACCGAGCAAGACAGUGAACACAACGAAAGAUCCCAGUUUACUAGCAGAGCCACUUUCAAUGCUGAGAAAGGCAAGCAGAAACUGAGGGGGGCCCGGCACUCGAACCUGAGGCACCCUAGAGACGGCGGCGGCCGUAGCAGAGACCCUCCAGAUUUGUCGCCACAGCUGUUGCUGUUAGGCAACAAUGAAUUUAUGGUAUGAAGGACUUUGAUAGCCAUCACUCUUCCCAUUUAUUUCUGUAAAACCCUGCUUAGAAUUUCCCGAAAGUGCCGUGAAUCAAGAUGCCACACAAGAUGUUUAACUAAAGGUACAAGAAUCGGAGAGAGCUCUUCUCUGGUGCACAUCACGACCACCUUGUGUCUCUUCCUGCCUUGGCAGCUUUUAUUCCAAGAGGUAAUGCACUGAGCAGGACAAUGAAAGGGAAAGUGUGAACAGGUGAAUGACCACUUGACUUCAGGGAACGUUCCGGGCCGGACAGCAAAGCAGUUGUCUUUUUUCUUACCCCCAACACCACAGAGGACGUCAGGAGGCGCUGAUGCUGGGCUGAGAUUAAGUGCUAAAUAUUUAGCUGUGUUGCGUUUACAAUACAGUCUACAUGGUGGAUGAUCAACUGCUACAAAUCCCUUUAUGCUUAUUUAAUAUAUUUUAAAGUCACAUGAAUAUUUUAGCAUAUAAUAUACAGGUAUAAAUACUGUACAAAGCCGGAACACCAGCCUGUGCUGGGUAGUUGAAGUCAAUAUUUAUCUUUUGUUUUUUUGUUUUUUUUUGUUUGGACAAAUUGUAAGGAUUCAGGCUGUGUAUGAUUUGUUGUUGUGUGAGAGUGCAUGUGUGUGUGCAAGGAAGCAAGAAAACCACUCGGUGUGUUUUAAGUCUGCUGCUUUUCCCCCUCCACAAGGGGGAAUGUCGCCAUUAAAGGGACCAAGUGAGCUGGUUUGAAGUUCCAGCCAAGGUGAUCCAUGUAUUAAGUCUCUGCAUCGACUCCUUAACAGCCAUAAACCAAUGUUAUUGUACAGUACUGGAUAUGUACAAUGAAAUGCCAUUCUAUUAUUGACCUGUUGUUGACCUCCCAACACCCUUGACCCCCAUUUUUGUCUCAAUUGUUUUCUCAAUAGCAACCAACAUAAACCUGAA